CCCGCGGGGUGGCCAGGUUGAGCCUGUUGCUCGCGGCGCACGGUGGCCAUGGUGAGUCGGCUGAUCACAGCAUCCAAUGGCAGCUCACCGAGACACACCGACGGAAGCGCAUGGAGAAGCACAACGCAUCUGCUGCUUUUUCGUCGCUGGCAUGCGCUCCUGAAGCGGGAAGCUCCAGCCUAUGUGCACUGCAAAAUCUGGGCUUUAAUCUGGCCCAACAUAGAAACAGUCGGGCUUUUUUCGCUACCAGCUGUAGGGUCGACGUAUCCCUCAAAAAAAAAAAGCUGUAGGGUCGACAGGGAGGGGCGUUCGGGCUUGGGGGGCUCUCCUCCCGAACGAAUCCCCCCUCCACUACGAACGAGUCGUUCGGUCUGGGGACCUCCAGACCGAACGUUCGUGCGUUAUUGACGUCCACCCCGCUCCGCCGCCGCCUCCGCUUUGCCCCUGACGCUGCAACCGCUACCGUCGCCAUGGACCCGGUCAAGUCGGCGGAACUUCAGGCGCAGCUUAAGGAGAUGAGGGCGGAGCUGAAGGAACGAUCUCUCCCCGGCGCCAAGGUCACCAAGGGUCCCCCCUCCGAGAUCCUCCCUUUUCUCGCGGAGGUGGUGAAGAAGAACAGGGCGGAGCUGCGGGAGGCGUACAGCAACCGCGAACCACCCAUCCUCCGUCUCAACUCCCGGCAAGACCCGUGCGCAUCACCACCAGGAACAGCGGGUAGUGAUAGAGGAGGAGGAGAAGUGACAUGUAUGGAAACUCUAUUUAGUAAAUAUAUCGUUGAUCGAAACAUUCAUCCUUGUCAAAUUAAAACAUAUACAGUUUAUAAUUAAGAGUAUAUACACUUUGCUCUGUUCUCUACAAAACGCCUAGAAACACUAGGUGGAGCUGGAGCGCUUGCUUCUCUCUACGGCUUGUUAAGUAUUGGUGGUUUUUGCUUAAACAUUUUGGAUGUGGUAGCAAUUCUGCUUGCUGGUGUAAUUGUUAAUUCAAAGUUCACUCCUUAUGCGCUUUUAUGAAAUUGUGCAUUUCUAGCACUUUUCAUGUAAAAGGACUGUUAUUACCCCUAACAUAGGUUGAAAUAGUGGGAUCUUUUGAAGACUGUUGUUCCAGAUGAUAGUAGUGACCGCACUAGUCUUAUUAGUUUCUUGAUAGCAGAUGUUAUGUCAGAGUUACUACCUUAGUAGUUUAGUGUUUAAAAAGCUGCGCCCUGAUGGAUGACACGUGGUCUUUUAUCUAAGUGAUUGCUUUUAAGUGCCUGGAUGCUUAAGUACUCAUCCUUGUCAAAUUUAAAAUUUUACAGUGUAUAAUGAAGUAUAUAUACACUUGGCUCUUUUUUUUGCGAAAUGCCUAGAAAUGCUAGGCAGUGGUCUAGUUGCUAGGUGGAGCUGGAGCGCUUUCUCUACCACUUUUUAAAACAUUUGUGUUUUUUUGCUUAAACAUUUUAAAUGUGAUAGCAAGUCAGCUUGCCGGUGUAACUGGUAGUAUUUCAAAGUUGACACCGUAUGCAAUGUUAUGAAAUUGUUUGUGCAUUUCUAGCACUCUUGAAGUAAAUGGACUGUUUCUAGAGGAAAAGAAUUCUAUGAGACUUGGUCUCACGCGAGCCCCAUCCACACGUGGCAUUCACAAAUCACAAAGCAUCUACCCCACCCCCACUUGAAAUCAGGGGGGAGAGAUUAGAUGCUUUGUGAUUUGUGAAUGCCACAUGUCAUCCAUCAGGGCGGGUCUCACCUGCUAACCGUGAGACCUGGUCUCAUAUAAUUUUUUUUCAUUUCUAGAGAACUAUAGUACCUUUAACAUAGGUUGAAAAAGUGGGAUAAUAUUUUCAUGUUGGUAUGCCACAUUCAAUUCACUGUUUUUUAGAUCAUUGUUUUUCUUAUGUUCUGGCAUUUUAUUUUUCCAUUUUUGGAGAUACCACUGGUUUUGCAUCAUACAAAUGGGAUGGACGUACCCUUUUUUUUUGUUGGUUUAACCACACGGACCCAACAUUUUAUUGAUUUGUC
Molecule: messenger RNA, 1997 nt
Organism: Triticum urartu
Lineage: Eukaryota; Viridiplantae; Streptophyta; Magnoliopsida; Poales; Poaceae
Source: RefSeq, a predicted model, not a curated record